This is a messenger RNA of Leptosia nina, 885 nucleotides long. NCBI's taxonomy places the organism in Eukaryota, Metazoa, Arthropoda, Insecta, Lepidoptera, Pieridae. The record is from the annotation of a GenBank genome assembly.
AUGUAUCCAACCCUUCGAGUACGACAUUUAGAUCCAUGUGCAGUAAGGAAAGAUUUUAUGGCUCUCAGUGGAAAAGUUAAUUUAUUGGACGGGACCAGGGGAACCUAUCGCCAGAAUGGAAAAACGCAAGUUCGACGUUUGGAAAAAAGUCUUAGAGAGUCGUCUUCAAAUAAAAACACGGAAUCAUUGGUCAACAAUUUGUUUGAUUCAAUGGGCACUAUCAGCGCCUUUACGCGUUUCAAAGAUAAUCAUAUUAUCAUAAAAGGAAACAACAAUUUAUUGAAGGUAGAUGGAGAAAGCUAUGAUGACAACGAAGGUGUUGAAUUGAAUCCCCAAAAGCCUCCUUCUAAGCCUCCAUCUCAGGCUCAACCGGAGCGUUCUUGGUGGAAUUUGUGGAAAUUUUGGAUAAUCCUCGUCCUAGUGGCAAUAAAUCCGACAUUUCACAAGGCGGCUAAGUUAAAAUGCAUUUAUGGGAGCAACCCGAUUUGUGGGUCCGACGGCAUCACAUAUAACAACGUUUGCGAUUUGCAAAUUGUUCGUUCUAUAUACCCAGAGCUCCGUGUAAGGCAUUUGGGUAGUUGUGCAAUAGGAAAUCAGUUCGGAGCCAGUGGAGUCAUACAUUUAAUAGACGGGUCUGGUGGAAGAUACCUUCGGAAACGACCGCGCAAGAACAAAAGAUAUAGGAUGUCGUCUACCGAUGCGUCGUACGAAGAAAAUGAAUUCUUAAAAGAAUAUCUGUUCUCUAAACUAUUUAAUUCAGUGGGAACUAUAAGCGCUUUCAACAAUUUUAAUAUGGAGCAGAAUAGCAUAGGAACCACGGGAAACAGCAAUUUGUUUCAAAUAAGCUUUGGUAAGCCUGAAGAGACUACAGCCAAACCAGCAUGA